AUGUAUUCGGGACGGGCUCCUCAGGGCCCAUCGCAAAUCGAUUUUAGCAUAAUCGAAUUUUGCGAUCGAAUUAAAAAAGAAUUUGGACUAUUACAAGCACAAUGUCAAAGUUUAAAAUUUGAUUGUGAAAAAUUGGCACAAGAAAAAUUAGAAGUUCAUCGCCAGUAUAUAAUGUCAGAAAUAGCGAAACGUUAUUUGGGUAUAUGUCAUCAGAUGUUGCCAUGUUUACAGUCUGAGCAACAAAGUCAAGUGGCAACGGCUCUUGAACGAGCAAAAUCAGUGACGGUAGCGGAACUAAAUGCGAUUAUUGGGCAACAGAUGCAUCAAGGCUCAGGAUUUCCUCAUGCACAUGCACAAGCACAUCUUGCAGCUCUUGGAGCUCAUCCAGCCAGUGCCUAUGGUUUACCACCACCUGGAAAUUCUUUACCACCUGGAUUAUUAGCAUUGAACUCCGUUGCCGGAGGGCUCGCCGCUGCACAACAUGCAUUUCUGAAAGAAGAAAAAGAUAAUAACGAACGAGAAAAAUCAUCAGUUAACUUUGAUAAAAAAAGAAAUUCGAUAUCACCCCAUCAUGUAUCAGAAAAAUAUCGUGGACACAGUCGAUCACCACACGAACAUCAUGAAUCUAAAAAAAUCAAACGUGAAGAGGAGAGUGAAGGAGAAAAAAGUGAUGGUGAUUUAGUUGUUGAUGAUGCGAAUGAAAAUGACAGACAACUUGUGAAUGGUGUGCGAUCACCACAUGAAAAUGGAGAAUCGUCUAAAACAUCGUCGUCAAGAAAAUUAGAUGAAAAUAGUCGCAGUCCACAUAGCGAUAAUGGAUCAGCUAGAAGUACACCAUCGUUAAAAGGCAGUGAAAAAAGUGGCUCAGCUCCGUGUAGUAAAUCAUUACAAUCAAGUGGUCGUGGAAGUGUAAGACACUCACCAAAAUUACCCGCUUAUCCAUAUGGAUUUGUUCCUGAAAAUUUGGCAUUUGCUGGUCAAUUAUUAAAUUCGGCCAAUGCAUUAUCGGCUGCUUUUGGGCCAGCAGCUGCUCGUGGUUCAUCACUUUCAACGUUGAAUGAUUUAUAUUCUGUUAUGCGUGUACCACCACCAUCUUCGUCAAAUGCCCCAGUAACCGGUAAUGGUUCCGAGCGAAGUGGCAAAACUCAUUAUGCAUUUCAUACAGAUUCGGAUCCUAGCCAAUUUGAACCGUGUAAUUUUCCACCGGAUGCAUUUGAAGGUGUUGGUUUACCUAAACGAACACGUAUUCUGAAAACAUUAGUACAUGGUGACGUUGUUUGUGCUGUAACAAUAUCUGAAUCAACAAAACAUAUUUAUACGGGUGGAAAAGGAUGUGUGAAAGUAUGGGAUCUAAAAGAGAGUACAACAAAUUCAUUUGUAAAUAAACCAAUAGCACAAUUUGAAUGUUUGAAUCGUGAUAGUUAUAUUCGUUCAUGUAAAUUAUUGCCAGAUGGACGAACACUUGUUGUAGGAGGAGAAGCACCAACAAUUUCUAUUUGGGAUUUAAAUGUAUCCUCUUCAACGCCAAAUGGUACAACAAGUGGCAGUAAUUCUAAUUCAUCAACAUCAAGUACAUCAUCGUCCACAUCGCCAGUCGCAAGACUCAAAGGAGAAUUAUCAUCAAAAGCACAAGCUUGUUAUGCAUUAGCAAUUUCGCAAGAUGGGAAACUCUGUUUUAGUUGUUGUUCAGAUGGAAAUGUCGUUGUAUGGGACAUUCAAAAUCAAACAAUUGUUCGACAAUUUCAAGGUCAUAGUGAUGGAGCAAGUUGUAUUGAUCUAUGUUUUGAUGGCACAAAAGUAUGGACUGGUGGUUUAGAUUCAACUGUACGAUGUUGGGAUGUACGAGAAGGCAGACAAUUACAACAAUAUGAAUUUGAUUCACAAAUAUUUUCAUUAGGUUAUUGUCCAACAGGCGAUUGGUUAGCAGUUGGUAUGGAAAGUAAUUUAAUUGAUAUAUUAAAUGUAUCGAAACCGGAUAAAUAUCGUUUAACAUUACAUGAUAGUUGUGUACUAUCAUUAAAAUUUGCUCGUUCGGGUAAAUGGUUUAUUUCUACGGGAAAAGAUUCACAAAUAAUUGCAUGGAAAACUCCAUACGGUGCAAAACUAUUCGAUAACAAAGAAAAUUCAUCUGUACUUAGCUGUGAUGUAUCAAGCGAUGAUAAAUAUAUUGUUACUGGUAGCGGCGAUAAAAAGGCUACAUUAUACGAAGUCAUUUAUGAACGAUGA
Didymodactylos carnosus is the source of this 2226-nucleotide messenger RNA. NCBI's taxonomy places the organism in Eukaryota, Metazoa, Rotifera, Eurotatoria, Philodinida, Philodinidae. The record is from the annotation of a GenBank genome assembly.